GUUGCACAAAACCUCUUUCGUAAGAAGUGGUUGAACCAAGGGGUGCGUGCCGUGGCAGAAGAAGCCGCGCUGUCUGCAGCCAGGUUCAUCAUGGGGCUCUCACAACUGGACUCGUCGCUGUCUGGGCGUGACGUUGGGGGACGUUCCCUCUUGACGUCCGCUAAAUCCAAGGCGGAGCGACCGCAGACCAGGAGCCCCCGACGUGAACCAGAGGACCGUCGCCCCCCUUUGCUGAGGGCUGCGCCCAGCCGGGAGCGACCUCGUGCAAGGGAAGAAGACAGGCGCCCUCCGGAGGAGUACAGCUAUGCAGAGGGGUCGGAAAAAGAAGAGGCAUGUGAGGAAGAGAUUGAGGCGAGACCCGAGGUCAAAGAGGCACCUGCUCUCGAGCGGCGCCGGCCAGAGAAACUUCCAGAGCCGAGGCACCCUCUGAGGGGAGCAUCCCGUGGGAAAGGAAAGAAACGCAAGCGCAGGGGAGGAAGCAAGCACCAAAGGCAUUACCGUGAAAGGGAGGAUCCUUUGAGGACCAGCCACAGGAAGCUGGGCAAGUCGAGGUUGGAGUUUGCUCCUGACCUUAGGGGCCUACGUGAGCAGUCGAGCUGCAAAAGAAGUGGCAAAAGGCCCCGAAAUGGAGCAGAAGAGCUUCGCGAGCCUCCACCUUCUCGACCUGGGACAGGCCCCUCUACCGCGGAGAAGCGGCUAGGGGCGCUACGCAAGAAUCGCGGGGAGCACAGAGUUUCCUUUGCCGAUGGGCCGGGGCCGCUGUCUACACGACGGGCGGCCGAAGACCCCAGGGGUGCCAAGGAUGGCACUGGUGGCCGGCAUCGAAGCUCUGCCUCACAGGAGGCAAACCAGCUGGCGAUUGUCAAGAAGGAGGUGGAGGUUAUCCCAAGCGAGUCCGAGAAGGAGGACAAGAAGAAAAAGAAGAAAGCCUCGAAAUUGAGCGAUACUCUGGCUCGAGAGGCGCAAGCGAAAGCGGAAGGGAGCUCUGGCUCGGACAGCGACAGUCAGUCGAGCCGUCGAGCUUCCUCGAGCGACGAAUCCCUGGUGGCCCCGCUCAAGCGGCGAGGCCUGAAGGCCCCGGGGUCGCUCUUCCAGAUGCUGGAAGAAAGCGCAGUGGAGCGCCUUUCAGAUGGUGUUGUGGAAGAAGGCUACGAGUCAGCGGGCCUCAUGCGCCCCAAGUUGCUGACGUAUUUCCAGCUGUGCUUGAAGCCCCAUGUCGAUGAUGUGAGGAGCCGAGGCUGCAGGGAAUUAGCAGUAACACGGUCGUUGGAUCUGCUGAGGGAGGGCCGCCUGACAGAGCUGGCCGAUGUUUUGGCCGGGCGUCUGAUGGCGGUCGAUACAGCAGGCCGCCAGGGCUGGAACACGGCAAAGCACCUGGAGGUAUGCUGCGAAGAAGACGAAGGGGUAGCACCAUCCCACGUCUUAUUAGCGGCUCAAAGACAUGCCCGUCAAGUCGAAAAGGCAGGCGGCAAGGGCAGUUGGCCCCGCUCCGGCGGCUGGGGCUCAAGCGAUAGGGCGCAGGUUGACAACCAUGGGGAGACCCCGUCUGUGUUGGAUACAGCGAAUUCAGCUUUUGAGGCGGAGCCCCUUGCUGCCCUUGAUGUAGCUGGCUCCAAGAUCCCGGGCUCGACCCAAGUGGUCGCUGGGAGCCCCUCAGGUGCCCGUGCUGAACCUCCACGAACCGCCGCCUUUAAGCGAAGCGGUUUGUUUCCCCUGCCAGCUGAGUUACCCGCUGAAGAUCAGCUGCGCGCUGCUGGAUUGGAUCCGUGCAACGAUAAGUCGCUAGCUGAGGACUGCUGGGUAGGACAUGACAAGGCACUGGGUGGGGCUGGAGCAGACCAAGUGUUGCCGGGGUUAGCCAUGCAUGCCUGGGAUAAUGCUGGUGUAUUGACCGCAGAAGAUAAGCAAGUCUUGGGAAACCCUACUGUGACAGAGCUUGGAGUCCGUGUGGAUGGGACCCAGAAGUUGCUGGGUAGCUCGCCCGAGUUACGGGCCGUGGAGUGCCCCGUUUUAGUGGGCUCCACAGGUUUUGCCUUGAGUACAAAGGCAGACUCAGGCAAUCAUGGAAACUUUUUAAAUCUUGGCGGAGAGUUGAAUCGCCCCAGAAAGAAGGCGGCACUGCUGACAGUGCCAAUUGUCUGUGCGGUCAUUGCCAGAGCCCUGGAACUUGAUGAGCUGGCCUUUGCAGCCCUAAUAGCUUUAUCAUUUCAUUGCAUGCUGCUACGCACAGGUGAGGCGUUAGCCCUUCAAUUUAAAGCUCUGGAAUUAGGUGAUGAGGGCGAGGAGGAGCCACAUGGCUCUUGCAACAAGGAGUACCCCUCGACGUUAUACUUGUCCGAG
This is a messenger RNA of Cladocopium goreaui, 2340 nucleotides long. NCBI's taxonomy places the organism in Eukaryota, Dinophyceae, Suessiales, Symbiodiniaceae. The record is from the annotation of a GenBank genome assembly.